ACAUUAUUUAGGGGAUGUGCUCCAUUUCCCAAAAAUAUCAGAUACAUAAGAAUCGAGGACUAAGGAGAAUUUAGUAGAAUAGAUCUACGCUCUGUCAUUAUCAGUAUUCGUCUUAUCGACCAAAUGUACAAGCACGUCGUUGUUAAAGGGGGGCACGUGCAAGUGGGGGGCUCAGGCGGUGGAAACUAUAGAAAGAUCUCAGUUGGUGGCUAUGCAUCGAGCGUCUAUGCCGGAGCCGGGGGGCGGAACACCAAGGUUUCGACAGAUGGAAGCCCCGGAGAACUCACUAGCCGCCAUUUGUAUAUCAAAACCGUUUCCAUCGGCGGCAACGAGAAGGAAACGAUGCGGAAUCUGAACAACCGUUUGGCCACUUAUCUGGAGAAGGUGCGCUCGUUGGAGAAGGCCAACGCUGAGCUUGAGGGGCAGAUCAAAGAAUGGUAUCAGCAGAACUCUGGAUUUGGGAAAAGAGAUGACGCUCAUUACUUUCAGGUCAUAGAGGAGCUGACGAAACAGAUUGUAAAUGCCAAAAUGGAAAAUGGCAAAUUGCUGCUACAAAUGGAUAAUGCUACACUCGCCCUGGAUGACUUCAAAAUGAAACUUGAAUAUGAGCUGAAUCUCGGUGCCGCCGUUGAGAAGGAUCUUUCCGAGCUACGCAAAGUCGUUGAUGAUCUCACCAUGACUAGAACAGAUUUGGAGAGUCAGAUUGAAAGCUUAAAAGAAGAAAUGGUUUAUCUCAAGAAGAACCACACUCAGGACAUGGUUGGACUUCAUAAGCAGGAAGGUACCAUUGAUGUGGAGGUAGAUGCGGCUCCUUCUGUAGAUCUUGGCAAAACCAUGGAAGACAUGAGAUCUCAGUACGAGCAGUUGGUUGAAAAGCAGCGGCUGGAAGCUAAAUACGGCUUUGAUAGGAAGGUAGAAGAAUGGAAUGAAGAGGUACAAACAAAUACAGCUGAAUUAGAAAAAUGCAGAAAAGACCUUUCGGAACUUAAACAUAAAGUACAAGAUCUGGAAAUAGAGUCACAAGCAGAGCUGAGUAAGAGAAAAGCUGCAGGAAAUGCCCUCGAUAAUGUGAAUUCUCGAUACACUAUGGAGUUAGCAGACAAACAGGAGAAAAUUGCUCGUUUCGAGGAACAUCUACAACAAACACGGAGAGACGUCGGUUUUCAGAUCCAAGAGUUUACCAUCCUGUUUGAUCUAAAGAAUAGGCUGGAGGCAGAAAUUUCUACUUACCGCCGUCUCUUGGAUGCAGAAGGUCAAUAACCAAGGCCAAAAAUCACCAAUCAGUAGAUGUGCCAAAUGAAUAAAGAGGAUUCAUAAAUGAAGAUGAAAGCUAUCUUUGAUUGAUUGUGCAAUGAAUGUCUGUGGAAAUUACAAUAAAUUCAAAUAUAAGGAUAUAUCUACAUAUAUAUUUAUAUAUAAAAUCACUCGCUAUAUGUUAUUAUUCAUAUUGGUGGAUAUAAAUAAUGUAAUGUAUCAUAUGUAAAACCCUGCUUCAUCUAAAUAAACCAUUUUCAUAUAAA
Messenger RNA from Xenopus tropicalis (tropical clawed frog), 1520 nucleotides. It is a transcript of the gene krt12, whose product is annotated as keratin 12, gene 1. NCBI's taxonomy places the organism in Eukaryota, Metazoa, Chordata, Amphibia, Anura, Pipidae. The record is from RefSeq and is a predicted model, not a curated record. Gene Ontology annotation, molecular function: structural molecule activity. Bases 124 to 1260 code for a protein of 378 amino acids. The transcript has 7 exons.